UAAUAUUUUUAUUAUUUUAUAAUUAAAAAUUUGAGAAAAUAAUACAUUUUACAUUUUUGAACACCCGACCAUURAACGCAUGAUGGCCGACACCAGUAGCGAAUUGGACGAAACGCCGAGCAUCGAGUGCUUUCAGAACUACACCGCGCCCGAGGUGUUCAUACAAGGCAUCGCUGGCAUUGUAAACCAAGAAGAUGUCGAGUCAAUGAUCAUUGCACAAAAAGAGAUGUUGCAGCGUUUCGAAAAGACCAAUGAAAUGCUGACCAACUGCAAUUUGUUGUCCACGAGUCACCUGAAAACCACUAGCCAGGAACUGAAGAAACACACACAAAUGUUGGCAGAGUUACGCAAGGACUUGGACAGUACAUUUAAGAGGAUAGCUGCAAUCAAGUCCAAGAUUAARGUCCAAUAUUCRGAUGUUCAGAAAAGCAUUUUAGARGAAAAGCAAAAAGAGCUGGAACAAAAAACCGUGGAUAGUUCAUCUAGUGGCAGCGCUAGUACUGCUUCUCCAUAUAAUUCUGAUACAAAUUGAAAUACAUUUUUUAUUCCAUCAUUUCCAUCAAACAUUUUUGUUAUGAUCUCAGUGUAUAUAAUAUAUUAUAUUCAUUAUGUAUUUAAAAUAUUAAAUAUAUUUUGUUAAAUGCAUGGUCUUAGUAAUCCAAAAUGAAAUGUUCAUUAUAUUUUCUUUAUACCUAUUUGGCCUAUUUGUUUACUUAGGUAAAAAGUAAUGUAAAAAAAAAUUAUACUCAAGGCUAAUAGAGUAAGAACACUAAAAAUAUUUUAUAAUUUGAAUAUUAACUCAGAAUAAGAUCAUAGAAUAUAUUCAGAUUUGAAAAAAAUCACCAAAGUUGGUAGGUGUAUAAUUUAAUGUUCAAGAAGCUGUGAUGUAAUAA
Diuraphis noxia (Russian wheat aphid) is the source of this 893-nucleotide messenger RNA. Its product is annotated as kxDL motif-containing protein CG10681. Gene Ontology annotation, cellular component: BORC complex. Gene Ontology annotation, biological process: lysosome localization. NCBI's taxonomy places the organism in Eukaryota, Metazoa, Arthropoda, Insecta, Hemiptera, Aphididae. The record is from RefSeq and is a predicted model, not a curated record.